UUUGCGCAUGCGUAAUGGAAACGUCAGAUUUGAAAUGUUUUGUAUUAGUAUGUAGUAAGUUUUUUUCGUAUUAUUCACAUUUGGUUUACGUAAAUUUCUAAACAGGUUUAUUUUUUAUGUAUUUGAUAUUAUAAAUAUUAUGGAUACGUGCAGUUCGAACGCGUCUUCAGUAACUUCUUUAGAUUUAGAAUCGGAACAUGAAGAUGUGCCUGAAAAACCCUUAUCGCCCGUUUUAAGUAAAAGUAAAACUAAAAACAGACGGUUUGUUCGUAAACAAUCAAGUAAACAGCCGUUUAAGACGAAUCUAGAUGUGAAAUUUAGGGAUGGAGGUGAUACACCAUAUCCAAAUGCUUCAAUUAAACAAUUUAGAAUAGAGGAAAUGAAUGAACAACAAAGGAAACAAUAUUACAAUAUGUUGUGUGAUAAAAAUGUUUAUCAAGAAAAUGUAAAUGAAAUAAGGGACGAGGAUACUUGUAGACAAAUAUUUCCUGUGAGAGAAAAGAUCGUUAAGCAAACACAUAAUGAAAGUAGGGAAACGGUGAUUAAUUACAGAGAAAAUUCUAAAAGUGUUAAAUUUUGUACUGCUAGUGGAAAAGGAAUUAAUAUUUCAGAUGAAUCUUUACAAAAAGGGAGUGAAAUUUUCGAGGAUAUCUUAGGUGCAGAAAAUGAAGGUUAUCAUGGUAAGUCAUUUUCAAUCAAAUUCGUUUACUAAAAAUGUGGAAAAAUUCAAGAAUCAUCAUGUGGCUUAUAA
Molecule: messenger RNA, 751 nt
Organism: Onthophagus taurus
Lineage: Eukaryota; Metazoa; Arthropoda; Insecta; Coleoptera; Scarabaeidae
Source: RefSeq, a predicted model, not a curated record